Molecule: messenger RNA, 2433 nt
Organism: Silurus meridionalis
Lineage: Eukaryota; Metazoa; Chordata; Actinopteri; Siluriformes; Siluridae
Gene: pitpnc1a
Product: phosphatidylinositol transfer protein cytoplasmic 1a
Exons: 10
Coding region: 415-1407 (330 amino acids)
Biological process (GO): phospholipid transport
Cellular component (GO): cytoplasm
Molecular function (GO): phosphatidylinositol transfer activity; phosphatidylinositol binding
Source: RefSeq, a predicted model, not a curated record
UCUCUCACACACACACACACACACACACACUAGACACGGAGCAUCCUGAACAGAAACAGCGCUUACAAUCACCCACAGCUCAGCUUUUACAUAUGCACCAGCCGGGACGAUUAAAAAAAAGAAACUCUGAGCGCUUGAUUUACAGGCAUUAUACCCAAUGCAAACUGAUUCCGUCUUCGCUGAUAUUUUGCUCAAAACCUUCGUAUCGGAACGGGACAGGCAAAACGUGAACGUGUCUCAGCUCGUGUGUGAUCUGAUGCAGAGAUCAUCCGCUAAUCCUCUCCAGUGUGGGGAUCGCAGAUCUUUCUGAUUUUCUUAUGUUUCGACCGACUAAUGCUAUAAGUCAGCCGUGCAGAUAAUCGGUGCCAUUGAACUCAACCUCGCUCGCACACUUCACACAGGAGGAGGAGGAGGAUGUUGAUGAAGGAAUACAGAAUAUGCAUGCCGCUCACCGUGGAAGAGUACAGGAUUGGGCAGCUGUACAUGAUCAGCAAACAUAGCCACGAGCAGAGUGAGCGGGGUGAAGGUGUGGAGGUGGUGCAGAAUGAGCCGUUUGAGGACCCCACAUACGGUUCUGGACAGUUCACCGAGAAACGUGUCUAUCUCAACAACAAGCUGCCCAGCUGGGCACGAGCGGUUGUUCCCAAGAUCUUCUAUGUAACAGAGAAGGCGUGGAACUAUUACCCACACACAAUCACUGAAUACACAUGUUCUUUCUUGCCAAAGUUUUCCAUUCAUAUAGAGACAAAAUAUGAAGACAACAACGGAAGCAAUGACAAUAUCUUUGAAGAGCCCAAAGUUGAGGACACAGAGGUGUGUUUUGUUGACAUUGCAUAUGAUGAAAUCCCAGAGCGCUACUACAAAGAAUCUGAGGACCUGCGCUAUUUUAAGUCAGAGAAGACAGCACGGGGAUUGCUGCAGGAGGGCUGGAGAGACACUCAGGAGCCCCUCAUGUGCUCCUAUAAGCUGGUGACGGUGAAGUUCGAGGUGUGGGGCCUGCAGACACGAGUGGAGCAGUUUGUUCACAAGGUGAUAAGGGACGUGUUGUUACUAGGUCACAGACAGGCCUUUGCCUGGGUGGAUGAAUGGAUUGACAUGACAAUGGAGGAGGUGAGAGAGUUUGAGCGCACCACACAAGAAGCCACCAAUAAGAAGCUAGGCACAUUUCCUCCAGCCAUCUCCAUCAGCGAGACACCCCUGCCAUCCUGCACCCACAGCGGACCAUCCAGUGCCCCGUCCACCCCCCUUUCCACAGAAGCCCCGGACUUCCUCUCUGUUCCCAAAGACAGACCAAGAAAGAAAUCAGCACCGGAGACACUCACACUCCCCGACCCAGCAAGGAGAGACUCCGGUUAUCGGCUGACGAGCCUCUUCUCCUGGGGCUCCAGCUCCCGUCAGCCUGAAUGACCCACGCAGGGAAGAGCCAAAGUCUAGUAAUGCAGCUGUCAGAAACGUGUCUUCUAGGCACACACACAGCAAGCCAGUCUCUGUUUAAACUAAGAGACACGCAAACACACACGCAAAGUGGAUUUCCAACCUCGCCAAGCUUAAACUCUACACAGGGGUUUAGUCGAGAUUUUACCUACAGUUGAAUAGCGCAUUCCAACUUUCAAAAAGCAAAGUAGUUGACAGUUUACAAUAACUCAGGAGUUGUUCAGUUGUGUUACGUUUUUGAAAAUAAUUCUUGCUACUAGUUAUUUAGAUUUGUUAUUCCAGAUGGAUUGACUGUGUGUGCUAAUCGAGGUGAAACAUAUUUAGUUUAAUGGAAGAGAACCAGAUCCACUUUCUUAAUACAGAGUUUCAACACGUCAAUGUUCUGUUAAGUAGAUAUGAUGUUUUGUUUUUUGGUUUGCUUGAGUGACUGGAUUAGCACUGCUAUCCAUUUCUAAAAAGUCACAGUAUUGCUGAGUAUUAUAAUAAGUGUACUACAGUUCAUGAGAAUGCUUGUAUUCCGGAUUUAUUCAGGACUCUUUAUUCCAACAAUAGUGUCAGAACCACUGGACCUACUGUUGUCUGUUGCUGGAUAGAUGGCCUGCCAAGUUUCUGUAUAUACUGUAUCUUACUACCAUCCUAAAUUGUUACCUAUUGUCCAUUAACACUUUACCAUUUAUAAUAUAAAGGUACUUGAGUAUAUUGUGUUUUACAGGAUAUUUUAAUGGUUUAACAUGUGGUGCAUUGCAUUAUGUAUAUAGAAAAUCAUGUUUGUAAGGAAUGCUGUCUUGAAUGCGAUAUAUUCUUCUUGUGCAAAGGGAAUGCUUGCUGUUGGGCAACGUUUACAUUGUGAAUGUAAAAGGCUUAUUGCUCUCAAUAGUUCACACAAUAUUCAUUUCGUUCUUUUCUAAGAAACCCCAGCACCAAGCACAUGGCCAUAUGAAAUCAGAUCUUUGUUGUAAACAGCUAGUAUAAAAUAAAAAAUAAAGCUUUUACUCUCGA